AUGACUCGCAACGUCUGCAUCACCGCCAUCGAUGGCCAGACCGGCUUCCUCAUCGCCGAACUCCUUCUCAAGGAGGGCAAGUUCGCCAAGCAAAUCGACAGCAUCACCGGCCUCGCCCUCAACCCUGCCAACCCCAAGUGUCAGGAGCUCGAGUCUCUCGGAGCCAAGAUUGUUCCCCACAAGCCCGGCCGCGAGCGCAUGAUGAUCAAGACCCUCAAGGAGGUCGGCUGCGACACCAUCUGCGUGAUCCCCCCCGCCCACAAGGACAAGGUCGACAUCACCAUGGAGCUGUGCGAGGCCGCCAAGAAGGCCGGCGUCCAGAACGUGCUGCUCAUCUCUGCUGCCGGCUGCGACUACGCCGAGCGUGAAAAGCAGCCCCGUCUGCGCGAGUUCAUUGACAUCGAGGCCAUCGUCUUGAGCUCCAAGGGCGACCCGGACGUCGAGCUGGGCCACUCGCCUUGCGUCAUCCGCGCUGGUUUCUACGCCGAGAAUCUGCUGCUGUACACUCAGCAGGCCCAGCUGGAGGGUACCCUCCCUCUACCCAUCGGCGAGAACCACAAGUUUGCGCCCGUUGCUCUCGGUGACAUCGCCCACGUUGCUGCUCACGUCCUCGCUGGCAAGGGCAAACACGGCUUCGAUGACCGCCACCGCGGCCAGAUGAUGGUCGUCACUGGUCCUAUGCUUUGCGCUGGAAAGGAACUGGCUGAGGCGGCUAGCCAGGCUGUUGGCCAGAAGAUGGAGUUUGAGAACAUCUCCGAGCGCGAGGCCAAGCGUGUUCUCCAGGCCCAGGCCGAUAUCGACGACUCUGAGAAGGAGUACCUCCUCGAAUACUACAGCUUGGUCCGCGAGGGCAAGACCAACUAUGUCGCCACUACUGCCUUCCACGAGGUCACCGGCGAGCAGCCUACCCAGCCGGCCGACUUCUUCCGCAUGUACAGCCAUGAGCUGCGUCCCAAGAAGAAGGUCAAGACUGAUGCUUAA
Molecule: messenger RNA, 981 nt
Organism: Sordaria macrospora k-hell
Lineage: Eukaryota; Fungi; Ascomycota; Sordariomycetes; Sordariales; Sordariaceae
Source: RefSeq, a predicted model, not a curated record